Messenger RNA from Ctenopharyngodon idella (grass carp), 2876 nucleotides. It is a transcript of the gene tmprss13a, whose product is annotated as transmembrane serine protease 13a. Gene Ontology annotation, molecular function: protein binding; NAD+ poly-ADP-ribosyltransferase activity; serine-type endopeptidase activity. Gene Ontology annotation, biological process: proteolysis. The transcript is spliced from 13 exons. Gene Ontology annotation, cellular component: membrane. The record is from RefSeq and is a predicted model, not a curated record. Bases 227 to 1726 code for a protein of 499 amino acids. Lineage: Eukaryota; Metazoa; Chordata; Actinopteri; Cypriniformes; Xenocyprididae.
UGUCAUGAAACUGGUCGGGCAGGUAGAUAUGACACUGGCAUUCCUCCAUUGAGACUACUAAAAGAGGGAGGAUAAGAGGGCAGUCCUAACUAUGUCUUGAAAAGCAGGUCAGAAAUAGAAAAGAGGGUCUUAUUUUUCCUUUGGGACUCUAGAGACAGGUUGAAAUCCCGCCCAUCCAAAUACAUAGACAUUUUGGAUCUAACCAUAGUUCUCACUCCUGUGCCUAAUGGCAGACAAUGACACGAAGGACCCUCCUCCACCAUACUACUCUGUGGCAGUGGACCCACAGACCCCUCCUAUGACCUACGAGGAGGUGAUUUAUGAGGACAAAUAUGGGGUCACACAGAAAACUGUGCCAUACUAUGUUCAGAAGGAUCCGGCUCAAGUACAGGUAGCAGCCGUCAUCGUCACACAGCGAGUUGUCCCUCCUCCAAAAAGUCCGGAGUCUUGUGGACGGAGUGCCAAGUGUUGGGGUGGAUGGGUAGGUGUGCUGUUGCUGUUGGCUCUCAUUGGACUGGCCAUCUGGCUUGGAGUGCAUUAUGGAUCCAGGUCAAAUUCCGGCCAUUACGAGAGCGAUUGCAAGGGAAAAGAUUGCGAGCAACAAGACAGCCACGAGAAGCAUGACGACAUGAAGGAGUCUGACACCUGCUCCAACUCCUCUGUGCAAUGUGACGGCAUCCAAAACUGCCAACAGGCCAGCGAUGAGACAAACUGCGUGAGAUUUGGUGAAGGUGGAGUGUUGCAGGUCAGAACUCAGGAUGGACCAUUUCUUCCCGUGUGUUAUCAGGGCAUGGAUAAGAGUUAUGCUGACCAGAUCUGUGAACAACUGGGCUUUAGAGGGUCUUAUGCAUCAAGUCCAGUGGAUAGCAAGAUGUCCGUAGCCCUUACUGUAGAACCUAGAUCAGACAAACUUAUACAGGGUCUGGUCAAUGUCAGCACUGGCUGUUUGAAUGAGAAAACAGUCUCACUUGAAUGCACAGACUGUGGCAAGCAGCAAAGUGCCUCCAGGAUCAUAGGGGGCACCGCCUCUCAGCUUGGCCAGUGGCCUUGGCAGGUUAGCCUGCAUUUCAAUAGAGGCCAUGUUUGUGGUGGAUCACUCAUCUCUCCGGACUUUGUUGUGUCAGCUGCCCAUUGCUUCCAAAGCUCAAUGGCGAAUUCUGGAAAUUGGCGUGUUUAUUUUGGAAAUAUUUCCCAGAAUACCUUUCAGAUCCCCUACUAUGUGAAGAAGAUCAUGGUAAAUGAGAAGUACAACAGUGUCAGCAAUGAUUUUGACGUCGCCUUACUGAAACUCGCCAGUCCUGUGACUUUCUCCAGUACCAUACAGCCAGUUUGCCUUCCUACAUUUGACCAGACCUUUUCUGAUGGAUUAGAGUGCCGGACAUCUGGCUUUGGGACAACACAACAGGGAGCAGACCAUGCCUCUACAAGCCUCAUGGAUGUGGCAGUGAAUGUCAUUGACACACGAGUGUGUAACAGCAGUCAGGUGUACCGUGGGGCCAUCACUAAGAAUAUGAUGUGUGCCGGCGAUAUGAAUGGAGGCCGGGACUCCUGUCAGGGGGAUAGUGGAGGUCCACUGGUGUGCAAGGGAAAUAAUGAACGCUGGUAUCUGGCUGGAAUUACAAGUUGGGGAGCAGGUUGUGGACAGAGACAAAAACCAGGAGUAUAUAGCAGAGUGACCAGCCUUCUGCCCUGGAUCUACAGCAAGAUGCAGCAAGAGAAGCCCUGAUGACUUUCUUCUGUAUGGUGUGUCCAUUCCUGAGAAUUUGAACAACGACAAUGGACACAGGACAAAAGAUGAAGGACAGAGUAAUGCACUUUGACAUGGGACAAUGUUGCAAUAUUGUAGCCACAAUUGGACAAAGAAAAACACUAUUGAUUCCACGUUCUCCUACAAGAAACUAAUAAUACAACUCAACCUGGGAAAGCAGAGCUGCAGGCGUUGAGGCCCAUGCAGUGCUUGUUGCUAUGCUUUCCUCAUUCUUUUCUUUGCAUUUACACUGUAAGUUCACAGCACACUGCUGAAUCUGAGCCUUUGUUGCCUCUUUAACUCUGUAUCCUUGCACUGAUUCUACAGAAAUAUUGGGAGUGUUCUGCAAAUAUAUAUUUAUUAACCAAAAGGGUGUUAAAAUGUGAUUAUAUUGUUUUAUCCUGUGUGAAGGGUCCGUCCUUUUUCUCUAUGAUUUAUAUUGUUUCUUUAUAAAUCAUGCCAAAAGCAUAUACAGUUAGAGCUUUAUUCUUCAAGCGUGACACAGUUAAAAGAGUGCUAUAAGGUCUAAGUAGAUCAACAUUUAUGGAUAGUUCACCCAAAAAUGAAAAUUCCAUCAUCAUUUGCACCCUCAUGUUGUUUCUUUCUUCUGUUGAACACGGCUGGCCAUUGACUUCCAUAGUAGGAAAAAUAAAAUAUAUGGAAGUCUACUGUCAACUGUUUGAUUACCAACAUUCUUCAAAAUUUCUUUUGUGUUCAACAGAAGAAAGAAAUUCAUACACGUUUGGAACAACUUGAGUAAAUGAUGACAGAAUUGUCAUUUUUGGGUGAACUAUCCCUUUAACAUUUGCCAACCAUUUUAGGAUAUGCUAAAUGACUUAUAGAGUAACAUCCAGUGGAGCAAACUACUCCACUUUUUUGUCAAAUUUAGCUGUUUUGAAUUGAAACUAUAACAUUUAAGUGAUUCAUAAUUCAAGACAAGUCUUGUCUCGAUUCAAAAUUCGAGACAAGAAACCUUACCGUGGUUUUCAGCACAUUAAGCAUAAGAUUACAACUGAAUGUGUGUACAUUAUGAAUGGAUUUAAUGAACCCUUGAAAUACCUUUUUCAAUACCUUUUUUGUAGCCAAGAUGUGUCUGACUUUCAAAAAUAAAUCCACGUUGAGAGGACAA